CAUGGGCAGAGUUCUCUCACGUGUUAUCAGCACAAACUGCAGAACAUCAAACAGUCUACUAAUGUUACACGUUUUCGAAGACUCGGUAAAAGUGUCAAGAUGACAGCCCAAAUCAUCAGCGGGAAGAAUAUUUCAGCUCAGCUCAGAGAGAGGCUGAAGGAUGAGGUGGAUGCCAUGAGGAAUACACACCCAAAUUUUAAACCAGGUCUUGUAGUCUUACAGGUGGGAGACAGAGAGGACUCUAACCUGUACAUAAGUAUGAAACUGAAAGCAGCUGCUGAGAUUGGAAUCAAUGCUGUACAUGUGAAGCUUCCACAGACCGCUACUGAAAAUGAGAUUAUGUCCAGGGUUCAUGAAAUCAAUGAGAAUUCCAGUGUUCAUGGACUCAUAGUGCAGCUGCCCCUCGACUCCAUCCACACUAUUAAUACAGAGAGGGUCGUCAACGCUGUGGCUCCAGAGAAAGAUGUGGAUGGGUUGACCAGUAUAAAUGCAGGAAAACUUGCUCGUGGUGAUAUUGGAGACUGUUUUAUACCAUGUACUCCCAAAGGAUGUAUGGAGCUCAUCAAACAAACAGGUGUGCCUUUGGCGGGAAAAAGGGCUGUGGUGAUUGGCCGCAGUAAGAUUGUGGGUGCACCAAUGCAUGACCUUCUUCUUUGGAAUCAUGCUACUGUGACAACCUGUCAUUCCAAGACUGCAGACCUGCCCUCUGAGGUGGGAAUGGCAGACAUCCUGGUGACUGCGAUUGGAAAACCAGAGAUGGUUCGAGGAGACUGGCUAAAGAAGGGAGCCGUGGUCAUUGACUGUGGUAUUAACACCGUCCCUGACAGCAACAGACCUAGCGGAAAGAAAGUCGUUGGGGACGUUCACUUUGAUUCUGCCAAAGAUCAGGCUGCAUUCAUCACACCUGUACCUGGAGGUGUCGGCCCUAUGACCGUAGCCAUGCUUAUGGAGAACACAGUUUUGAGUGCUAAACAAUUCCUUCAAGCAAAAGAACCAGGGAAGUGGAACAUAAGUUACACAAAACUCAACCUGCAAUGUCCUGUUCCGAGCGAUAUUGUCAUCUCUCGCUCCGGUGUACCCAAACCCAUUGAGCUUCUUAGUAAGGAAAUUGGUAUUUUUCCGGACGAGGUUGAACUUUAUGGUAAAACCAAGGCCAAAGUCCAGCUGAAAAUGCUUGAUCGGCUGCAGGCACAACCAAAUGGCAAAUAUGUGGUCGUAACCGGAAUCACACCGACUCCUCUGGGUGAAGGAAAGAGCACAACUACAAUAGGCUUGGUUCAGGCACUCGGGGCUCAUCUCAAACAUAAUGCAUUUGCAUGUGUACGCCAACCAUCACAAGGUCCAACAUUUGGCAUCAAAGGUGGUGCUGCUGGAGGGGGCUACUCUCAAGUUAUUCCUAUGGAAGAGUUCAAUCUUCAUUUGACUGGUGACAUUCAUGCCAUAACAGCAGCCAAUAACUUGGUUGCUGCUGCAAUUGAUGCUCGUAUCUUCCAUGAAGCCACUCAGUCUGAUAAGGCUCUCUUUAAUCGCUUGGUACCAUUGACUGAUGGUCAGAGAACGUUUUCUCCAGUCCAGAUCAACAGACUUAAAAAUCUAGGCAUAGAGAAAAAUGACCCCAGUACAUUAACAGAGAAGGAGAUCACGCGCUUCGUCAGGCUAGACAUUGACCCUGAAUCCGUCACCUGGCAGCGAGUGGUGGACACAAAUGAUCGUUUCCUGAGACGAAUCACCAUUGGCCAGUCUCCAACUGAGAAGGGUUACACCAGAACUGCUCAGUUUGACAUCACCGUGGCCAGUGAGAUUAUGGCAGUUUUAGCUCUUACCACUAGUCUGGAGGAUAUGAGACAGAGACUUGCGAAAAUGGUGGUGGCCACCAGCCGCAGCGGUCAGCCUGUUACCACAGAGGAUUUGGGAGUGUGUGGAGCUUUGACUGUACUCAUGCGAGAUGCUAUCAAACCCAACCUCAUGCAGACACUUGAGGGAAACCCCGUGUUUGUUCACGCUGGACCUUUUGCAAACAUUGCACAUGGAAACUCAUCAAUCCUGGCUGAUAAAAUUGCUCUGAAACUAGUUGGGCCUCAGGGAUUUGUGGUCACUGAAGCCGGUUUUGGAGCAGAUAUCGGGAUGGAGAAGUUUUUCAACAUCAAGUGUCGUUAUUCUGGCCUCAGACCUCAUGUUGUGGUUCUGGUGGCCACGGUUCGAGCGCUGAAGAUGCAUGGAGGUGGACCAAAGGUCACUGCAGGCAUGCCUCUGCCUAAAGAGUAUAUUGAGGAGAAUCUGCCACUGCUGGAAGCUGGAUGUGGUAACAUGAAGAAGCAAGUGCAGAAUGCUCAGCUUUUUGGAAUUCCAGUAGUUGUGGCCGUCAAUGCUUUCAAGACCGACACAGAUUCUGAAGUAGAUCUGGUCUGUAAAUUGGCUAAAGAAGCAGGGGCAUUUGAUGCUGUGUGGUGCUCUCACUGGGCUAAUGGAGGUGCCGGGGCUGUAGAUCUUGCCAGAGCAGUGGAAAAAGCUGCAGAGUCACCCAGCUCCUUCAGAUUGCUUUAUGAUACCGAGCUACCCAUUGUAGAUAAGAUCAGAAUUAUUGCGCAAAAGAUCUAUGGUGCAGAUGACAUUGAACUCUUGCCAGAGGUCCAACAGAAAGUGGACCUGUACAACAAACAGGGUUUUGGAAAUUUACCCAUAUGCAUGGCAAAGACCCAUCUGUCUCUCUCACAUGAUGCUGAAAAGAAAGGUGUCCCCACUGGGUUUAUUCUUCCCAUCCGUGACAUUCGUGCCAGUGUAGGGGCAGGCUUUCUCUACCCACUGGUUGGCACAAUUUUUAAAAUUGUCAUGUAAACUACAACUCGGAGUACAACUUUACAGUUGCUUGAAACGUCCGGACUCGGAGAGUGCAAUGAUGGAGAAACUUGGCUGACGAGCAAACUUAGAGCAAGCGCCUUUUGCUUGUACCUGUUUUAGUUUCUGCUAAUAUGACAGUUAACAGCAACUAGAGUGCUUGCGCUAUAAUUCUUGACUAACAAGGUGCAAAUGCGAUCGGGAAAAUGGCCUGAGGGAAAACUUAGUUCACGACGACAGCACUCUUUACUGGUUCCGGAACAGUGUUCCUGAAAUUACGGGUGGGAAAGCUGCUAUUGAUUAAGCCAGAUGCCUAUGAUAUGCAGAGCUGUCAUUUUCUAGCAUUGUAAAUGACUUAUGGUGUAUCAAUUAUGUAGUGUGUAGCACACAAGGUACCAAAUGUGUUUUGAGUGUUUGUCAUGUAUAAGUAUUCAUUGUGAAAUGAGAAAAUGUCAGCUGCACAGAGUUUAUCAUAACACAACACUGAUCAGCGUAUGAUAUCAAAGUACCCCAAAAUAAGACUGCUCCAUAUGCUAUCUUUUGGUACUUUGUUGUCAUGUGUCCUUUGGUAUUUGCAGCGGCGCUUAGUCAAAAAAACACGCAGGGCACUAUGUAUUCUGUGAUGUGGAAAAUGUGGAUGGAAUUGCAGAAUCCAGAAAAAAUGACAUUAGAUGUAUAACCAUUAUUCGAAUUGAAAGGGAGCUAAGAGGGGACUGGGGGUCCCGGACAGUGUUGGGUGUAACUAGUUACUAAGUAAUUAGUUACUGUAAUUUAAUUACUUUUCCCUUGAAAAAGUAAAGUAAGGGAUUACGCUUGUUUUUUCUGUAAUUUGAUUACAGUUACUUUUGAUGUAAUUAAACUAAAUACUUUGUGUAAUGCAUGUAAUAGUGCAAUAGUGGAAUUGACAUCAAAAUUCAAAGUCUAACUUUAAAAUCUGUGCUUUAAUGUAUAAUUCUCACAUUUGUAAUACUUUGAUCAGUUAAUAAGAGUACUUUAUGUACUUUAAUAUUAUUUAUUUAAAUGAAUUAAAAGAGCAAUUUCAUGCCCAUCCUUGAAUCACUUAACUAAUCAAGGUUGAUGUAGGAUAUAGAAAGUAAUUAGUAAUAAGUAACUAACUACUUUUUGUAGAGAGUAAUUUGUACAGUAAUCUAAUUGCACUAUUGAAUAUGUAAUUAGUAACUAGUAAUUAAUUACUUUUUCAGAGUAACUUACCCAACACUGGUCCCGGACCUCUCAUAAGCAUUGAGGGACCGCCGGUAAGGCCAGAAAUAAUGAACUUGGGGUCCCUGUUUUUUUUUUAUAUAACUAGAAUACAAAAACACUUUUUUGUUAAAUUAUUGACAAAAUAUAAACAUAAAGCAACAUUGUCCAUUUAUUUCUCCCAAUUUAUCAGCUUUGGGGAGUAACAGAUUACAUGUAAUGUCGUUACGUAAUCAGGAUAAAAAAAACUGGUAACUGUAAUUCAUUUGUAAUUUAAAAAAACAUAGUAAUGAGAUUACAGUUACAUAACAGUGGUUUCAUUUAAAACGGAAAAAAAAAUCAGUACUUUGCCGUAAGAACACACACUUUUACAGUAGUUCCUGGUUCUGUUGUCAGUGAUGACCAGUUUUGGGCAGUAACGCGUUACUUAGUAGUUACUGUAGUUUGAGGACUUUUUGGUAACGCGUAAUUUAACUCGUUAUAAUUCCUAAAAUAGUAAUUGGAUUAUAAUUCCAAGACAAGGUAACUAACAAACUCAGCAUGGAGAGAGAAACAUAUGCGUUCUGUAGCUGGAAAUACAAUCAUUAUUUUGAGUUUAUUUCUGUCAAAGGCAAGAACAUUGUUGUGCGUUGUCGGUCAUGUGGAGGUAAGCAAAACCCUCUCUCCCGCGAAAAACAACCUGAAAGGGGGCAGUACAGCAUGGUUAAACUUCCGGAGAAAGUAACGUCACCGGGCACGGAGAGCAAUGAAUCAACUUCUACUGUCGAGUGCCAGGCUGCUAUUAGCAACAUGUUAUGUUUUGUCAGACUAGUUUUUGCUGCUCUAACGCCGUUAUAUUUGUUAUAUGACGAAGAAAUCAUCAUAGAAAUAUUAAGGAGAGACUUUUUACAUUAUGGAGUAUGCAGGUUUAGAUAUACUAGUUAACAUGAAAAAUGUUUUAAGUUAAAAUGUCACAGAGUUUAAUUAUUAUUAUUAUUUAUGACAGGCUUUAGUAUGGAAUAAGCAGAAAGAAUGUAUUAAAAUAAUUAAAGACGAGAUAGAGUACAGUAUGCACUUCCCAAUAAAGUUUAGUCUUGAGAAGGCUAAAGAGGUUAUUUUGAGGGGUGGGGGUAGUAAUGUAACGAGUAGUGUAACUAAUUACUUUUGAAAUAAAGUAAUCAGACCAGUAACUUGAUUACUUUUAAAAGGAGUAAUCAGUAAUUUAAUUACAUUUCCAGAGUAACUUGCCCAACACUGGUGAUGACUUGUGUGAGCCACAUGCUGGCACGUGCGCAAAUAACAUGUCUACAUAUGCAGAUUGAAUCACAGCCAGUUGAGAUGAUGCUGCCAGCGGGAAGAUUUUGCAGCUCUUUGUUUUCAAAGAAGAAAAUGCAAACAACAUGGUUGUAAACUAUGCCAAAAACACUUUAUCAAAGCUCAUAACUAGCCUAUACAACAUUUUCUUAAAUAUGUAAUACUUUUCAUCAGAUAUUCAACAUUUUGGGCCAAAUCCUUAAUAAAUACAUCAAGUUGUUUUUUAGUAUUUAUUCUUAAUUGACUGUAUUUAUAUAUGUGACCUUGAAGGAAUCCAAAAGUUAUAAGAUUACAUUACUUUUAUUUUUUUUGUUGCUUAGAUUAAGUUACUGAAUACGUUUUUAUGAAGUAAUUUGUAACUGUAACGGAAUACGUUUUAAAAGUAAACCCCCACAAGUCUGCAAUUUAUAAGAAGCUUCUUAAAAUAUUUUCGUCAGAAAAUGCAUAUGGCUCUCUCUUAAUGGUUGGCCAACAUUUUUUAAAAAGAUUUAAUGGCUUGUAUUUGACCACUUAAAAAAGCGAUAUGUCCUGAAUGUUGAUUAUACAUAAUAAGAGAUGCGCUGAAAAAAAUCCAUUGGAUUUACUUAAUUUCAAUGUGUACAUCGGUCCCACAUGAUCAGAUUGUGUUGAACUAACUUAUAUUUCCUUAAUACAUUUUUGUGUGUCAGACCUAAACAUUUCAUUUAUAUUAGACUACUUCAAACAAUCAUGUUGACUGAAGGUGUUAUUUCUCAUUAAUGCAACACAAAUUUAUUUUGCAACGUUAAAGUAAUUUCAUCAUGUCAUAGGUACCAGAUUUUCAACUGUAAUCCCAAUUUUGAAUGCGAAAUAAUAUUGUAUUAUUUAACUCUAAAACCAUAUCUUUAUGUCUGUGGUACCAGAAUAAUUUAAAUUGCAUUAUUAAGUUAACUUAAACCAAAAGGCAUUGUUAAUAUCGGUUUAAAUGUGUACAUACAAAUUUGCCGAUUCCAUGCCGAUCCUUUGUUGCCAGCAAGGCAUACAUAUGAACGAAUACAGAAUAAAAAAAGAUUAAUUUGAGCAAGAGAAGCAGGACGUAUCAUAGUCAAAGCUCAAUAGCGGAGCUGUUCAACUGGAGCUGUCAGUUCUAAAUGAUCAAACAGUUAGUUCCGGUCCUUGAUUGUGAUUUGUUGUGCUGUGUUCUAAGCAGUUGUACAUUUUCCAAAAGCAUACAGCUGACCUCCACCAAUGCCCCUGAGCUGAAAUCACUUGAAAUUAUGAAAUCACUAUAAACCAUGGCUUCUUGGGCCUUAUUGCUAUAUAAAGCAAUAAUAUAUAUAUAUAUAUAUAUAUAUAUAUAUGGAUAUACCAUUUUAAAUUACUGCUCAUGCAGAUGUAUUUGUUGCUGUUUGGGUUUGUCUACACGUCUGUUUAAAAGGUUAAUUAAUGGAUUAACUGUUUAUAGCCUGUUUAUACGGUUUUUUUUUGCAAAUCCAUUGUAAUUAUAUAAAUAUAUAAUGCACUUUUACAUAAACAUUUUCUUUGCUAUUUUUUUAAAGAUGCCAACUAUUCCAGGCCUUCCCACUCGUCCCUGUUUCUAUGACAUUGAUCUUGACCCUGAGAGUGGAAAUGUAGUUGGUCUGUUCUAAAUGACCCAUUUUUAUUUCGGAUAUCCACUUGAUUAAUAUUGCAGGUUAUGGUGGUCUGCACAGGAGUUAUUGUGAACAUCUGCUAAUUUAUCAUAAAUGUAAUUCCAUUAUACUAUGUUUUUGUUGUAAAACUAUGUAAUUGUUACUCGAUUGGACCAGAAAAUAAAGGAUUACAUGGCUAGG
Molecule: messenger RNA, 7118 nt
Organism: Triplophysa rosa
Lineage: Eukaryota; Metazoa; Chordata; Actinopteri; Cypriniformes; Nemacheilidae
Gene: mthfd1b
Product: methylenetetrahydrofolate dehydrogenase (NADP+ dependent) 1b
Exons: 27
Coding region: 100-2835 (911 amino acids)
Biological process (GO): tetrahydrofolate interconversion
Cellular component (GO): cytosol
Molecular function (GO): methylenetetrahydrofolate dehydrogenase (NADP+) activity; ATP binding; formate-tetrahydrofolate ligase activity
Source: RefSeq, a predicted model, not a curated record